CGAAACUAACCGCUGUCAAAACUUUGCAGUUUCUCUUCCCAAUCUGAAAACGCGUUGAAUUUCUGAAGCCCACUGUUUCCAUUUCUCUGGUGCUUUCUGGUCUUUCAUCGUUUUCUAUAUCUAUACUCUGAGAGAAGCAUUUCAAUUCGUUUCUAGGAAGAAAUGGAUCAAACCCAGAAGGAUUUUCCAAUCCUCUCGUAUCUUCUGUUCCAACUUGAUCCCAACUCUCAUCCACCGCUCCAACAAGAACUUGAACAAAGUCUCAGAACUCAAUUUCCCCAUCUCAACAAUCCAAAACUUCUCUCCUCACUGACCCAAGCCAUUCCUACCUCAGUCUUCCAGACCCAAGUCCUCCUCAAAGCGUUAGGUCCCCGACCUGACCCGGAAACUGUGUCCACGGCCCGAAUCAAGAUGGCCCGGGUUGGAGAAUCGGGUGAGAUGGACAAGGAGGUGGAGAUAUACAAGGCGGUGGUGAGGAUGGAUGAGAUGCACGAGGAGUAUGUGAGGCAGUUAAGAGAAGUGGAGGAUAGGCUCGUUGGGAUUUAUAGGAAUGCUGUGGGGGGAUUUGAGAAUGAUGAAGUGAACGAGGAGGUUGUUGCGAUACUGAAAGCAGCAGAGAGUGGUGGUGUUGUGGAAAGAGUGGAUCUUUCUGGGCGGCAAUUGAGGUUAUUUCCUGAGGCUUUUGGUAGGCUUCAUGGGUUGCUUCUGCUCAAUCUCUCUCACAAUCAGCUAGAGGUCAUUCCUGAUUCAAUUGCAGGACUUGUGAAACUUGAGGAGCUUGAUGUUUCUUCAAAUCUUCUUGUCUCAUUCCCUGACUCUAUUGGAUUGUUGCGAAAUCUUAAGGUCCUAAAUGUGUCGGGAAACAAGUUGAAUGCACUCCCUGAAAGUGUUGCUCUUUGCAGUUCUUUGGUGGAAUUGGAUGCUAGCUUUAACAACUUGAUGUCUUUACCAACAAAUAUUGGGUAUGGGCUGGGGAAUCUUGAAAGGCUUUCUAUCCAGCUGAAUAAGAUCCGUUUUCUUCCACCAUCUCUUUGUGAAAUGAAGUCUUUGAGAUACUUGGAUGUUCACUUCAAUGAGCUUCAUGGCCUACCACACGCCAUUGGCAGAUUGACAAAUCUUGAGGUCCUGAACUUAAGCAGUAAUUUCAGUGACUUGACUGAACUUCCUGAAACUAUCGGUGAUCUAACUAACCUGAGAGAGCUCAAUCUGAGCAACAAUCAAAUCCGAGCUCUCCCCAUCUCAUUUGGUAGGCUUGAAAAUCUGAACAAGCUGAACUUGGAUGAAAAUCCACUUGUAAUUCCUCCAAAGGAGAUAGUGCACAAGGGUGUUCCAGCUGUCAGGGAGUUCAUGCAAAAGAGGUGGCUCGACAUUUUAGCCGCGGAACAGCAGAGGAGAGUGCAGGAGUCGAAUCAGCAACAAGCUCAAACUGGAUGGCUGGCAUGGGGCAAUUCCAUGUUGCAUAACAUAGUGUCUGGGGUUUCUGGAAGUGUUUCAGAAUAUCUAGGAGGAACAAAAGCUCCACGAGAUCCAUAUCUGGACCAGCAGCUUUGAGUUUUACUCAACUUAUGGUUUGUUUCUGCAAAUGCUGUGUGUAUAAUUUUGGCAGCAUGUAAAGCUGGUGAAUUUGCCUUUCCGUCUCUGUUAAGCUGUUGCAUCUCUACGAACUUUGAAUAAAACUGUGUAAUCUGUGCUACUAAGUAUCAGCUUAUGUGAUAGAAUACAUGUCAUUACGAAGGACUGCAAACUGCUUAAAAUUAGCAUGAAAGGCAGGCUAAGGCCAUUUUGGUUUAAA
Manihot esculenta (cassava) is the source of this 1792-nucleotide messenger RNA. RefSeq names its product plant intracellular Ras-group-related LRR protein 3. The transcript is spliced from 3 exons. Gene Ontology annotation, molecular function: protein binding. Lineage: Eukaryota; Viridiplantae; Streptophyta; Magnoliopsida; Malpighiales; Euphorbiaceae. The record is from RefSeq and is a predicted model, not a curated record. Bases 163 to 1551 code for a protein of 462 amino acids.